Messenger RNA from Cryphonectria parasitica EP155, 870 nucleotides. RefSeq lists its product as uncharacterized. The transcript has a single exon. The coding region runs from base 1 to 870 and encodes 289 amino acids. NCBI's taxonomy places the organism in Eukaryota, Fungi, Ascomycota, Sordariomycetes, Diaporthales, Cryphonectriaceae. The record is from RefSeq and is a predicted model, not a curated record. Gene Ontology annotation, molecular function: catalytic activity.
AUGGCUGAACAACUUCGCCUCUUCACUUCUAUGCGCUUCGACUGGAAUUUAGAGCCAGUGAGAGACAUGAGCAGCCGCAUUUUCGACUGGAACGCCGACAUGCCCUCUCCCUUCUACAUGCUGGACUAUCACCGCGAUCGUAUGCUCAAGGCAGCAGAGCAUUGGGGUUGGACCAGCGCCGUGAAGACGAUCAAGGGAGUCGAUGGGCUAGCCAGGCUGCACAGUUUCUUGAAAGAGACCCUCGAGCAGGAAGGGCGCUGGGAUAACCUCGAGCAACCAUUGCGACUUAAGAUUCUUCUUUCUGAGGAUGGUCAGCUAGCCCUCGAAUCAAAUCCUGUCCCAAAGACAUCUCUGAGCAAUCUCUUCCCCACAGCACUUCCUGCUCCAGACAUUGAAGAGGGCAAUCAAAUGGAGGGAUGGCAAUUGGGCCCCUUGAACCUCGUCCCUGUCUACGACGUCUACGUCGACCAUAACUCCACGCAGGAGUCUGAGCUCACCCACUUCAAGACCACCAAGCGUGAGAUGUACGACCAGGCCCGCGAGCGCGCCUGCCUGAAGCCCACUGAUGUGACAAAGGAGGUCCUCAUUGUCAACAAAGAGACCAGCCUCAUCAUGGAGGGCAGCCUGACAACGCCGUACUUUUGGAGGGGAGGGAGGUGGGUCACGCCGCCCGUGUCUUGGGUUUUAAAGGACAGAGUCUGGGAAGGGUAUGGUGGACAGGACGGUACCACCAGGCGUUGGGCUCUCAAAGCGGGUAUUGCUGAGCUUGAGGACGUGAAGGUUUCUGACCUGGUCGACGACGAGCCUGUAUGGUUGAGCAAUGGGGUGAGGGGGUUUGUUUUUGGUCGAAUACGACUGUCCAAGCCUUGA